UAGGAGAGACUAACGGACCAAUGAAAAGAAAGAUGUUGCAUUAUACCCCGGAUGGAUGGCUCCCCGGACACCUCUGAUCUUCUUCACAGACCUCGAUGAGCUCACUCAUUGGAGAGCCGUUCCAAGUAUCGAGCUACCCUGUUCUAACGAAGACAAGGCACGAAAAAGUACACAAUCCUACAUAUGCGUCAUACAGCCGUGAUUUCCUUGGACAUGCAACAGUGACCGUCCAGGCAGAAGGCAUACAUAUCAUUGAUCUAUCUGAACUUCAUACAGUGGCCUCGCACACCUGUGGAUCUAAUGUCACAUUCUCUGGACCUGCGAGCAGCCGGUGUACACCAGAGGAUGAUGGGCGCAUAUGCACAACCUAUGCACUCGUCUCUUCCGCACCAGAGGUUGCUGUGAAGAACAGGGACCGGACGGUAUGGAUUAUGAAGCAGAAAAUCUUAGGUGGUACCUUAGGCAAAAGUGACAAACGCGAAAUUCUACCUCACGAAGUCGCGCAUAUCUACUCAGACGAUAAAAGUUCAAAGAUUUUACUCGUAUCUUCCACUGGUGAUAUCAGCGUCGCAGAUAAUGAGCUGAACAUCCAGUCCACUCUCAUAUGUCCGCAUCAACAAAAUUUCCUGGACGUGUUUUUCUUCCCUGGCACGUCAUGUACUUUUCUGCCGCCUCGUGAAACCCCCCCAGACACCGUAAUAGUGCUUCUGCUCGAGCUCUGACUCCACGCUGCUUCUAUCCACUGUAUCUGUCACUGGCAAGGAUAUAACCAUCAUUGGCAAAAACCAGGUUUCGAUCUCCCAUGGAGUCUCAGGGCGGAAAAUACAACACCACGUCAUCGCCCUUUCAUGUAGUCCCUGUGGGG
This is a messenger RNA of Suillus subalutaceus, 865 nucleotides long. RefSeq lists its product as uncharacterized. Lineage: Eukaryota; Fungi; Basidiomycota; Agaricomycetes; Boletales; Suillaceae. The record is from RefSeq and is a predicted model, not a curated record. The transcript has 4 exons. Bases 96 to 722 code for a protein of 208 amino acids.